AUGUCGGACGCAAUCAAGGACCUGGUGGAAAUUCCCCAGAGCUUUGUCAAGGAUGGGACACAGUUCUUCAACAAGUGCACCAAGCCCAACAAGAAGGAGUACCUUCAAAUCUGCAGGGCUGUAGGCAUGGGCUUCGUCGUCAUGGGUUUCAUCGGCUACUUUGUCAAGCUCAUCCAUAUUCCUCUGCGACAAAUUGUGAGUGUAUCCUUGCAGCAGGCGCAGCAUCACUUCGAAGCUCUCUCGCUGAUGCUUUACGCUUUCCGUCUCCCUUUUCCUGCCAGCUUGUGUGAGUUGUAG
Ceraceosorus guamensis is the source of this 297-nucleotide messenger RNA. Its product is annotated as protein translocase SEC6. NCBI's taxonomy places the organism in Eukaryota, Fungi, Basidiomycota, Exobasidiomycetes, Ceraceosorales, Ceraceosoraceae. The record is from RefSeq and is a predicted model, not a curated record. Gene Ontology annotation, cellular component: membrane; Ssh1 translocon complex. The transcript has 4 exons. Gene Ontology annotation, biological process: protein targeting; post-translational protein targeting to membrane, translocation. Gene Ontology annotation, molecular function: transmembrane protein transporter activity. The coding region runs from base 1 to 297 and encodes 98 amino acids.